UUCACAGCCAGAUCAAAACCAGUCGAAACCACUAGCCCUGAACAAGAAGAAAGAAAUCUUGCGCCCCAGGAGCCUGUGCCAACAAUCAAACCACCAGAAUCAUACAAACCUGCAGAAGAAUCAAGAUUCCUAGACAACCCACCAUUUUUACAACCCAAACCCAUACCACAUUCACCAAAAAUUUCACCAUCAUCAAUACCCAAUCCAAACCCAAGUGUAACAACAACAAAACAGGUUGAACCAGGUUACCCUAAUUACGGAGGCUAUAUUUAUUCAAUACCUGGUUAUUCAGCCUUUCAGCCGGUGUCUUAUCCAGGUGUAGUUCAACCAUCGCAAGCUGCAUUACCACAUCCCGAACCAUCUAAUUCAGAAUUCGUGCCAUUUGCAGUCAUCCCGAAUAAUAAUUCAAUACCAACGACGAAUCAAGAAGAAAAAACAAAUGAAUCAAAAGCAGUUGAUACGCAACCCCUGACUGUAGAAAAACCUAAACCGCAGACAGAUUUUGAAGCUAAUUUUAGUCCUACAGUAAUUCCAGUAACAUCUAUGGCUGAAGUAAAAAAGGAUCAAAUAAACGACUCGAAAAUGAGUAUAACUUCAAUCGUUCAAGGCUCCGGGGCAACAGUAACGAUACCGACACAACACAAAGAAGUUAAAAAGAAAACAAAUGAACGAUUCAGCUUAAAAACUAGCAUUCCAAUAAGCAAAAUCGAUAUGAAAUGUGUUACUAAUCCCCCAGAAGCAUUUCAAACAAGCUUAAAAAAACCUAUGUUUAAUCCUACGUUUCCAACAAAAAACGAUAACGCUUCUAAGGUUGAAAUUCAAAGUAAUAUAGUUAUAAAGAGUGCACCAAUUUCAGAAUUUAAGAAAGAUACAGAAAUAAAAGACACAAAAGCAGUUUCAUCACCGGCAUCUAAUAAUAUUAGCACGCUGAUAAACGCUGCUGAAAUGAUUAACAAAUCUGAGACACAAUUUCAACAAGCAGUAGAUAAUUCUAGUCAACAAAAUCUUACUCAAGAAUCAAGAGAAUUAUCUUAUAUGUCUCAAAUGCCACCGACUCCAAGGCCAUUAUACAACCCUAAUGUGGAAACGAACAAACCUUGUUUCAACAAACAACCUGAAGGUGUAAUAAACGAUCAAAAAAAUCAAAUAUUAUUCAUUCAAAACAAAAACCCUUCUAACUCAAAAAUGCUAGUGACUAUCCAACAGCAAAAUUCGCAGGUUUUAGUUCAGAGGACCAGCUUUGAUUCAAAAAACCUGCAAGCUCCUUCACGACUGUCCGGCCAAGGAAAGAAAUGUAAAGAAGAAAUUCUCAAUGAUAAUUUAUCGUCCUCAAAAGUGGUGGCAUUAAAAAGAAUGCAUCAAGAAAACUGUGAUGAAAAUGAUUUUGAGAAUUUAAUUACAGAAAAUCAAAUCUACGGUAAUAAGAUUGUCGUGAAGGAGAAGUGCCAAGGUACAUUACAAGAACAAGAUUUAAAAAGUAAAAAAAUCAUUGAAAAACCGCCUCAAACGGACACAAAAAACGUUGUAUUGCAACCAAAUUUUUUGUACUUGAGCAACGUACAAUUUCCGGCAAAUGUAAUGAUGAUUAAAAACAAUAAACCUGUUAACGAUAACAAUAAGGUAGUUAAAAUUUCAUCUAACGAAAAUAAGCCUAAUGAAGUACCUACUACAAGCAUCACUGACCCUUCAAAUAAGAUCACAAAACCUCAAAAUGUAACUCUUAAUAAAGAGGUUCAUGUUCUCAAAUCUACUAGCAACAAUGUAUCUGUAUCUAAUAAAAGCACAGAUGUCGUAUUCCAAGCGCCUAAUCAAAAGGUAAUUAUGAAUCCUCAGAUAGUUUAUCAAGUACCCAUGAUUGUUGAAACUGAUAAGAAAAAUACUCAAACGUUUGUUAAUGAUUAUACAAAACCAGUUACACAAAAUGUAAGCGAAUUUCAAAAGCCGUUUGAGCAAUCAAAAACAAAUGACAAAUUGUACAUAGCCUGCCCUUAUCAAAUGGAUUCCAAGUUACAACCUAAAAUAGUUAUUACAAAUAUACGAACCAAAGUUUCUAAAACUGAUGAAAUAAGUUCACUGGACGUUUAUGAAAAGAAAAAACGUAUACGUAGAAUGAAGUAUUUAUCCAACAGAGACGGAAAAGAUAUUCAAAAACUUGAAAAGAAAAAUCUGGAUAAUCUCAAAAACAUAAUAACUCCAGAUAAAAUGAAAGCUGAAAUAUACAAAGAGUUUACAAAUACAAGAAUCAAAGUAAUAGACGAUAGCACAGACGAAGAAAGUGAUUAUGAUGAAGAUGAAUUAAAAGAAUACAAUUCCAUAAUUAAUGAUAACGAAAGUACAAAAGACGCUAAUGAAAGUAACAAAAUAGAUUUUCUAGCUGGACUGAAUUUAGCUACUCAAAUUGUUUUUAAGGAAAAAGAGUUAGAACGUAUGGAGAGAAUUUUAAAGAGAGAUUCAAUAGCUGCAGCCUACAUCGCUGCAGGGAGACUAGAUAAGAUCUUCAACGACGACAAACAACCCUCAGCAGUCAAGACAACGUCAUCCCCUACAAUAUCAAUACGACAGGGUGAAGUUAAACCCAAUGAUAACGAACAAGUCAGACAUCGAAAGCAAUUGUUUCUAUCACAGCUGAGUUUAAUGCAAGUUACGACUAAAUAUAAAGAAAGUUAUGAAAAAGUAUGGAGGGAGAUAGUAAGAGAAAGGAAACGGCGUAACGGCACAUUAGAAACGGAUCAAAUUUUAAAACAACCGAAAUUACAAACGGAACCAAUAGAUUUAGAUCCGAACGAUCAGUUACAAAUGUUAACAGAAAUAAAGAAACACGUUAACGAAAAUAAUAACUUAAUAAAGAAAAAGUUAGAUUCCUCCAGCGAGGAUGGUGACAGUAUACGAACGUUGGCCGAAAAGAACUUUUCAGAGUUAAAUCGUCUAUCAAAGAUGGCCGACAGAAGUGUUAAACAUUUCAGUGGCCAAGAUACACGAAAAAGGGAUUUAAACCCGGGUUUUGAUAGUGAAAACAUCCAAAAGACUGCCUUUCAAGUCGAGCAACCGUUUCACAAUUAUCCUAAUUUAAAUAUUCCAAAUAUUUCUAAUAUAAUAUCACUAAAAAGCACCCUGAACCCUACAAAUAUAACUUCUUCGCAAGCUACGUCGAUGGACGAACCACAAAACUCCGCAGCUGGAGUCAGAGAAAUGUUUAACGAAAAUACGGACAGAGUCCAAGACUUUAGUUGUCAAGUAGAUGAAAUCAAAUCUUGGCCGGGAAUAGACGCUAUUAUAAGUAAUUACAGAGAAUUUGAAAUUGGUCGUAAAAAAGAAAUAGAUUCUCUGUACAAGCGAAAUACAGCGCUGCGAGUUGAAGCAGCGCAUAUUACUCGUUCGGCGUCACGUGACGCGGAACGCGCGCGCUCUCUGUUGGCGGAAAGACAUAACCUCGCGUCGGAAGAAGCCCGCGUUUCACAUACAUUGCACAGAUUAUACUCAAUUAUUGAACUUGUCAAAAAAUGUUAA
Papilio machaon (common yellow swallowtail) is the source of this 3507-nucleotide messenger RNA. RefSeq lists its product as uncharacterized. The record is from RefSeq and is a predicted model, not a curated record. The transcript has 4 exons. The annotation marks the transcript as partial. Lineage: Eukaryota; Metazoa; Arthropoda; Insecta; Lepidoptera; Papilionidae.